Pipra filicauda (Wire-tailed manakin) is the source of this 2637-nucleotide messenger RNA. RefSeq names its product twinfilin actin binding protein 2 (gene TWF2). Gene Ontology annotation, cellular component: cytoplasm; myofibril; actin filament. The record is from RefSeq and is a predicted model, not a curated record. NCBI's taxonomy places the organism in Eukaryota, Metazoa, Chordata, Aves, Passeriformes, Pipridae. Gene Ontology annotation, molecular function: actin filament binding; actin monomer binding. Gene Ontology annotation, biological process: actin filament depolymerization; regulation of lamellipodium assembly; barbed-end actin filament capping.
GCCUUGCCCAGCCGUUUCCUGCCCGGGACGCGGCGGAGCGGAGCCGAGCGGAGCGGAGCCGAGCGGAGCCGAGCGGAGCCAUGACUCACCAGACCGGCAUCCACGCCACCACAGAAUUAAGGGACUUUUUUGCCAAAGCCCGGAACGGUUCAGUUCGGCUCAUCAAGGUCAUCAUCGAGGAUGAACAGCUUGUGCUGGGAGCCCACAAAGAGCUGUCCCGGCGCUGGGACGCUGACUACGAUCCCUUCGUGCUGCCCCUGCUGGACGAGCAGCAGCCGUGCUAUGUGCUGUACCGCCUGGACAGCCAGAACGCCCAGGGAUACGAGUGGCUCUUCAUCUCCUGGUCCCCCGACAGCUCCCCGGUCCGGCUGAAGAUGCUCUACGCUGCCACCAGAGCCACGGUGAAGAAGGAGUUUGGAGGGGGGCACAUAAAGGAUGAGAUGUUUGGCACAGUGAAGGAGGACGUGUCCCUGAGUGGUUACCAAAAGCACGUGUCCUCCAGCUCUGCCCCAGCCCCACUGACCGCAGCCGAGCAGGAGCUCCAGCAGAUCCGCAUCAACGAGAGUCAUGUGGCCCAGGACUGGCCUUCCCUGGCCUCCAGCAGGGACGUGGUACAGCUUCAUCCUCCCGGCAUGUCCGUGUGUCCCCCACCCCUUCUUGUUUCACACGAGACACCCCCCCAUCUGCGCAGGGUGCUGUUGACAGUGUGUCUCCUCUCCCCACGCUCGCAGGAUUCCUGUUCCCAAGACUCGAGCACCGAGAUGAUGGUGGGGGGCUGUUGCUGCUGCCCAUCGCUGGUAGAGUACCCCGACCCCGAGGAGGUGAAGACGGAGAUCAGUGUGGAGAGCAAGCACCAGACACUGCAGGGCCUGGCCUUCCCCCUGCAGCUGGAUGCCCAGCAAGCCAUCCAGGCACUCAAGCAGAAGAAAAUCAACUACAUCCAGCUGAAGCUGGAUCUGGAGCGGGAGACCAUCGACCUGGUGCACACAAGCCCCACAGAGAUCGCUGACCUGCCCAAGAGGAUCCCCCAGGACUCAGCUCGCUACCAUUUCUUCCUGUACAAGCACUCACAUGAGGGAGACUAUCUGGAGUCUGUCGUCUUUAUCUACUCCAUGCCUGGGUACAAGUGCAGCAUCAAGGAGCGCAUGCUCUACUCCAGCUGCAAGAGCCGGUUGCUGGACACUGUGGAGCAGGAAUUUUGCCUGGAGAUAGCCAAGAAGAUCGAGAUCGACGACGGAGCGGAGCUGACGGCGGAGUUCCUGUACGAGGAGGUGCACCCCAAGCAGCACGCCUUCAAGCAGGCCUUCGCCAAGCCCAAGGGGCCCGUGGGCAAGCGGGGACAGAAGCGGCUGAUCAAGGGGCCGGGCGAGAACGGCGAGGACAGUUAGAUCCCGCAGGGCCGGGCGGUGAACGGACAGCAUCCCCGCGGCGCUGCCCACCUUCCUCUGCGCUGACCUGGGGAGCUUUCCCUCCAUCUCAGCCUUUUUUUUUUUUUUUCCCCCUCCCUUUUUUUUUUUUCCUAUUUCAUUCCUUUUUUAAACAUCAGGAUGGCUUGUUGCACCUGGGGGCAGAGCGAUGGGGAGGGUUCAGGGCUGUCGGUGUUUCCUUUCCCUGCGUCCUUGUGUGAGCCCCGGGGCUGCUGGGGGAGGACGGGAGCAGCAGGGCCACGUCCCCAGCCUUGCCUCUGUCCCCCCUGGGGUCACAACCGCCGCUCUCCCUGGGGACUUCAGUCCCUGGGGGACUGAAGGGCACGCUCACCUGAAAGCUGCUCUAUGCAAAGGGAAGGGGGUGGCGUUGGGGAUUCCUGUUUGAAGAGAGAAAAGGCUUAUUUCCCUGCUCCCCCAGACUUUGUUCCCCUGUCCUGCUCUUGGUGUGUACAGCCCCCCUGCCCCAGGCCUGGAGUGAUCCUGCACCCCCUCGGGGUGUGGGCAGGACCCCUUCCUGUAGGGUGGGCUUUGCUUCCGGCGGGGUGGGAGUUUCUCCCUGCAGAGAGCCAGGCAGCGGGAGGUGGAAGUUCCCCACUGAGUCCCAAGCUCAGCCUGGACCUGUAGAAAGGUCACUCUGCCUUUGGGUGAUGUUUGCAUCCCCUUUUUGAACUGCCCCAGUAAGGCUUUUCCCCUCAGAAGGAUCUGUUACAGCCCUGACUCAGCCCCAUCUCUGUUUAGGAUGGGAGCUGAGGGGCUCCUGAGCCCUGUUCCCCCUGUUCCCCAGCCCCCACUGUUACCCCCUGGGUUUUCAGCUGGCUCUCUGGGCUGGGGCAGCCCCAUGUCUUAAUAAUCACAUGGGCUACCCCAAAUCCUUAUGUGGGGAAGCAUGACAGCCCCUGUGUGCCCCCUGCAGAUGUCCCCAGCCACCAAGGGCUCCACGGGCCGAGCUUGGCACUGUGAUUUGGGCUGUGCUGGGGGUCUGGGGGAGAGCACCUUGCUGCUGGGUUCCAGUGAGGGCUUGAGAGCCGCCUUCCUCCCUGGGAGGAUGGAAAGGGGGUCGGUGAAACCUGCCCUCUGCUUUCCAGCUGUGGGGUGAACGUGCCGAUGUUGCCUUGACCUCGGCGGAGUCAGGGGGUUGAAGCUGGGGGGAGCAGAGCACACUGUACUGAACGCUGUAUUUUCUAAAGAAUAAAGUAUUUUUAAAACAGUC